AUGGACAAACAAGAAGCUUAUGGGACACCUGGGAACAUAGAGGGGGAUAGAGAAACGGGUCAGACUCUGAACCGGAUAAAGGAAAACCGGUUGACCGAAGCAAAACGUCAAAUCGAGACUUGUGCCAAAGGAGCCGCCGCACCCGAGAGCUCCGCCACUGUCCUCUUCACAAGGCCAGCAAGAACCCAAGUCAGUUCAGAAAGCUAUAAACCAAAGACAAAGGCGAAAAGCAAACGGGCAUCAGAGGAUUAUUUGCUUGCAUGGUUUUGCAUUUCUUUGCACAUAAAAACAGCCAUUUACCAGAAUUUUCCCCUCCUGAUCAACUUGUGCGAAGUUAGAAUACCUCCCAGCUGCUUCCCAAGCAAAAGAAGGGCCACUCUAGGGGUCGACUUCACUUUCCAUGUCUGCCUUGCUAGGAAUUGUUCACUGCUGCCCCACCUUUCAGAACAACUUGAUGGGGCUGGGAUUGAGUUACCAAGCCUCUAUAAGUUGAUUGAAGGUCAAGCUCCUAAUGGUUGCUGCACUGAAGCUUGGAGGAAAAGAGCUCACUGGGUAGGAUCUCAGGUGAGCAAUGAAACUAUUGAGUCAAUAGCUGAAGCUGAGAAGUAUCUUCAAACCCACCGACCUGUCAGGAGGCGACAUGGUAAACUAUUGGAGGAGGGUGCCAGUGGGUUUCUUCAAAAAAAACUUGCUGAUGAUGGUAGAAAUGAGGCUCCAGCAGGAGAUUCUGUAAUUGACUGGUCCUCUCUCAAUAAAAUAUUUUCUGAUAAUGUAGCUGAGCUUCCUGUCUCGUUUGGCAGCAAGUGCUGGGCUGAAGUUUACUUGGCUAGCACUCCACAGCAGGCUGCCAUCAUGGGACUCAAAUUUCCUGGAGUAGAUGAGGUGGAAGAGAUUGAUGACAUUGAUAUCAAUUUGGAUGAUCCAUUUAUUGCUGAUGCCAUUGCAAAUGAAAGAGGAGGAACUCUUUCUGAUGAACAAAGGAAAAAUUUUAGGAAGGUCAAGGAGGAAGAUGACAAAAAGAUUGAUCAGAAGCUUCAACUUUGCCUGAAAAAGAGGAGGUACCGAAGGAGAUCUAAACAGGUGCAGUUUGUGAAUUUGCCUUUUUUUUCUGUUAUGUUGGCUUGGUGUAAGAUCUAA
Carica papaya (papaya) is the source of this 1137-nucleotide messenger RNA. The record is from RefSeq and is a predicted model, not a curated record. NCBI's taxonomy places the organism in Eukaryota, Viridiplantae, Streptophyta, Magnoliopsida, Brassicales, Caricaceae.